This is a messenger RNA of Dermatophagoides farinae (American house dust mite), 1776 nucleotides long. It is a transcript of the gene Srp54k, whose product is annotated as signal recognition particle 54k. Gene Ontology annotation, biological process: SRP-dependent cotranslational protein targeting to membrane; SRP-dependent cotranslational protein targeting to membrane, translocation. Gene Ontology annotation, cellular component: signal recognition particle, endoplasmic reticulum targeting; cytosol. The record is from RefSeq and is a predicted model, not a curated record. Gene Ontology annotation, molecular function: ATP hydrolysis activity; GTPase activity; GTP binding. Lineage: Eukaryota; Metazoa; Arthropoda; Arachnida; Sarcoptiformes; Pyroglyphidae.
GUGUAUUUGAAUGCCACAUUCACAACUUUAUUAUUUUAUUCAUCAUUCCAGUUGGAUAUUUAUUAAACUUGAGAUUCUUUUUUUUUCUCAUUUUACUAAAUAGAAUUUCUUCAGUUUUCUCUUCUUUAUUGGUCUUGUUGGAAUCGUUUUGUAUUUUUUUGUCAUUUGUGAUUUUAUAACCACAUGUUUUCCAAUUUUUGUAAACAUUGGUGUUAUUGUUCAAAUUGAAAAUGGUUUUAGCUGAUUUAGGAAGAAAAAUAACGACGGCCUUACGGUCGCUCGGUAAUGCAACAAUAAUUAAUCAAGAAGUAUUGGAUGGACUACUCAAAGAAAUUUGUACGGCAUUAAUUGAAUCCGAUGUGAAUAUUAUGCUUGUAAAAAAAUUACGUGAAAAUGUUCGUCGUGUUAUUGAUUUCGAUGAAAUGGCAGCCGGCCUAAAUAAACGACGAAUGAUUAUGCGUGCCGUAUUUCAAGAAUUAUGUAAAUUAUUAGAUCCAGAAGUUAAAGCAUGGCAACCUGUGAAAGGAAAAACAAAUGUUAUCAUGUUUGUCGGUCUACAGGGUAUCGGUAAAACGACCACCUGUACAAAGAUGGCCUAUUAUUAUUUGAAAAAAGGAUGGAAAUGUGCAUUAGUUUGUGCUGAUACAUUCCGUGCUGGUGCCUUUGAUCAAUUAAAACAGAAUGCAACGAAAGCUCGAAUACCAUUCUAUGGUUCAUAUACGGAAUCUGAUCCGGUCGUAAUUGCAUCCGAAGGUGUGGAAAAAUUUACGAAUGAAAAUUUUGAAAUUGUUAUUGUUGAUACAAGUGGUCGACAUAAGCAGGAAAGCUCAUUAUUUGAAGAAAUGUUAGCCAUUCAGGCGGCUAUUCAACCGAAUUUGGUCAUCUACGUCAUGGAUGCAUCGAUUGGUCAAGCUUGUGAGGCACAGGCUCUAGCAUUUAAAUCGAAAGUUGAUGUUGGAGCGAUUAUCGUAACAAAAUUGGAUGGCCAUGCAAAAGGUGGUGGUGCAUUGAGUGCUGUGGCUGCAACUAAAUCGCCCAUAAUAUUCAUCGGUACCGGUGAACAUAUCGAUGAAUUUGAACCGUUCAAAGUAAGGCCUUUCAUAUCGAAACUAUUGGGCAUGGGUGAUAUUGAAGGUCUUAUAGAUAAAGUGAGUGAAUUGAAACUUGAUGAUAAUGAAGAAUUGAUCGAAAAACUAAAACAUGGAGAAUUCACCAUAAGGGAUAUGUAUGAACAAUUGACUAACAUAAUGAAAAUGGGCCCAUUCAAUCAGAUUCUUAAUAUGAUACCUGGAUUUGGUGCUGAAUUGGCUAAAUGUGCAUCCGAAGCUGAAUCAAUGUCACGAUUGAAACGUAUGAUGACCAUUAUGGAUUCGAUGAGUGAUUCAGAAUUAGAUUCAAGAGAAGGGGCCAAAUUAUUCUCAAAACAGCCAACUCGAAUUAUUCGUGUUGCACGUGGUGCUGGUGUUACACAACGUGAAGUACAAGAAUUAUUAUCACAAUAUACUAAAUUUGCUGCCGUGGUCAAAAAGAUGGGCGGUAUAAAAGGUUUAUUCAAAAGUGGUGAUCUAGCCAAAAAUGUCAAUCCAGCUCAGAUGGCCAAACUUAAUCAACAGAUGGCCAAAAUGAUUGAUCCUAGAGUUUUACAGCAAAUGGGCGGCAUGUCCGGCCUACAGAAUAUGAUUCGACAAUUGCACACGACAUCUCAUGUUCCGGGUGGAUUUAAGUAAAUGAUAAAAAAUUGAUUCUUUCUAUUGUGUAUAAUAUGAAAAAAAUUGU